AUGUCUCGAUUUGUCAAUACCCUGAUCCACACCCUUCAUUUGUACGCCAUCUUAGCAGCUGCUGAGGAAAAUCACACUCCAGAGCCUAUCGAGCUAAUCAGAGAUGUUGCAAUUAUCGGCGGAGGCGCGUCGGGUACAUAUGCCGCUGUUCGACUUCGUGAGGACUUGAACACAAGCAUGGUGCUCAUCGAACCCAGACCAAACCUAGGAGGUCAUACCAGUACCUACUAUAUUCCCGAAACCAACGCUUCGGUUAAUUUCGGAGUCCAAAGUUACUUGCCAUACGGGCCAGCUAUCGAUUUCUUUGCCCGCUUUGGAAUCGCCACGGCGAUUCCUACUAAUCAGAGAUUGACUGCCCUAAAUGUUGACGUCGAGACUGGUGAGAUAUUGGAGGACUACAGCGCUCCGAGUACGAAUGCGACCAACGAAGCAUUCCAACGAUGGCUUGCCAUUACGUCAAAAUAUGAAGAAAUCCUAGAGCCCGGUUACUGGGACUUUCCGUCUCCAGCGGACAUUCCUGCGGAUUUACUCACGCCUUUCGGUGAAUUCGCGAAGCUCAAUAGGUUAGAAGCUGCCGUCCCACGCAUAGUGACAGUAUCUGGGGUGGGGUAUGGUGGUAUCAGCGGUCUCUUGACUCUCAAUGUCUUACAGGCUUUUGGAGCGUCGCUUACGAAAGACCUAUUGAGGGGUACCCUUUUCAAACCGGUUGACAAUAACAGUAUUCUCUACGAACGCGCACUCCAGCUCCUCAAAACGGACGUACUGUUAUCGAGCACUGUUCAGAACGCGAAGCGAACUGCGAACGGAGUGGAGCUGUCAGUCAAGCAAGGAGAUACCAACUACGUCAUCAAAGCACGUCGCGUUCUAUACACUGCAGGGCCAAGCCUGGAUAAUCUGGCACCUUUCCAUCUCGAUGAAAAGGAAACUGCUACUUUCUCGAAAUGGAUCAAAGGAGCCGAAUUCGUAGCAGUUUUGAAGGCGUCUUGCCUACCGGAGAAUCACUCGAUCACAUAUUUACCUUCAGCAGCAGUACCGGCUGAUCAGCUUGCAAUCAAGGACUGGCCAUAUAGUCUGCGUCUAGACUCAACAGGGCCUCCAGGCCAAGGUCUUUUCCGCGUGAUCUUCGGCGCCAACUACACGGUUACUAAGGACGAAUUCUCCAGCCUAGUCUUGAAAAGUGUGGGAGAUAUUCAGAAUGCAGGAACUGUUGCAUCAAACUGCGAAGCGGAAUUCAAGGCCGUCUCAGAUCAUAGCCGGCCUUGGUGGCCGCAGUCAGCUGAGCAGUUACGAGCAGGUUUCGUACAAGAUUUAUAUGCUUUGCAAGGGUAUAAGGGCAUGUGGUACACCGGAUAUGCUUGGGGGGCACAGUACAGCUCCACUGUUUGGGCUUUCACUGACACUGUCCUCGAGAAACUGUUAGGAGAUCUGAAGAACGGGAGCUAA
This is a messenger RNA of Alternaria atra, 1443 nucleotides long. RefSeq lists its product as uncharacterized. The transcript is spliced from 2 exons. NCBI's taxonomy places the organism in Eukaryota, Fungi, Ascomycota, Dothideomycetes, Pleosporales, Pleosporaceae. The coding region runs from base 1 to 1443 and encodes 480 amino acids. The record is from RefSeq and is a predicted model, not a curated record.